Messenger RNA from Rhipicephalus sanguineus (brown dog tick), 502 nucleotides. RefSeq lists its product as uncharacterized. The record is from RefSeq and is a predicted model, not a curated record. The transcript is spliced from 3 exons. The coding region runs from base 134 to 502 and encodes 122 amino acids. Lineage: Eukaryota; Metazoa; Arthropoda; Arachnida; Ixodida; Ixodidae.
AAUGUGAAGGAAAAAUAGCGGCGUAGCCGAGGCCGAGGGUAUCCGAGGGUUACGUGUUACGCCUCGUGGAGUGGAGUGGUGCUCCCUACGACGCAGCUGGUGAUAGAAGCGUGGUACGACCUGCCAUACAGUCAUGGAACCGCUGAAAAAACGCAAGAAGCGCGGACGUUACAAGGAAUACUUACAUCCUGGAGCAACGUUUUCCGUACCCAGGUCUACAGAUGCAUCCGCGCGGCUUCGAACGGCAUCUGCAGCAGCGACAUCCCAGCCGGUCAGCGCUUCCUGCGAUAUUAACCAGGAUGACAGCGUAGCGAUGGGCCAAGAAUGCAGCGCCGAGGCAUCUGCUACGCCAGUCGGGGCACAUGGCAUGGAAUCGCAGGAUCUCACAGAUGAUGAAUUCAACAGUACCGAUGUGCGCGAAUGUGACCUUAACGGAAAUGUUGACUUGGAAGGUCAUAACCAGGAUGCACAAGAGCAAGAAGAGGGCUCGAGUGAGCCAUAA